Molecule: messenger RNA, 1415 nt
Organism: Coffea eugenioides
Lineage: Eukaryota; Viridiplantae; Streptophyta; Magnoliopsida; Gentianales; Rubiaceae
Product: vinorine synthase-like
Exons: 1
Coding region: 1-1332 (443 amino acids)
Source: RefSeq, a predicted model, not a curated record
AUGAAGGUUGAUGUACAAGUCAUUUCCAGAUGUACAAUCAAGCCAUCUUCCCCAACCCCUGAUCAUCUUCAACAUUACCCGCUCUCUUUUCUUGAUCAAAUAAACCCUCCUGUUUUUAUGCCUCUUGUACUCUUUUAUCCAUCUGAUCAGAACCAUCUCAUCACCAGUACUCCAGGUCCAGGCAAACUAAACCAGCUCAAGAAAUCUCUAUCGGAGGCCUUAACCAGAUUCUAUCCUCUAGCGGGACGGCUCAUUGACAACACCUACGUCGACUGCAAUGACGAGGGCAUUCCCUAUGUCGAAGCUCGGGCUAGCUGCAGACUUUCGGACUUUCUUGACAAUCCCAUCCCUGGAGAACUCAACAAAUUUCUCCCUUUUGAUUUGGAUGAUGUGAAAGAUAUUGGGAUGGUUAUCCAAGUUACUUUAUUCGAAUGCGGUGGAGUUGCUGUAGGAGUAGCCAUUUCUCACAAGAUUGCGGAUGCCACGUCACUUUUCUUGUUUGUAACCAGCUGGGCUACCAUUUCCCGCAGGGACAGCCAUGAGACACGGUCCCCAAUCUUUGAAUCUGCUGCCAUCUUUCCACCUAGAGAUGUUGCAGGCUAUAACCAUGCCCUGGGUAUGGUGAAAAAGGACGAAAUUGUGACCAAGAGGCUUGUAUUUACCGCCUCAAAGAUCGCUUCUCUUCGCGAGAAGUAUACAACUAACAGUAAUACCGCAACUGGUGAUGAAUAUCAUCAAAUACGUCCAACUAGGAUUGAGGCGCUAUCAGCUUUCAUUUGGACUCGUUUCCUGACAGCCACCGCCGGACACAAAGAUAACCGCGAUAAAAUGUACAUGUUAAAUCAUGCGGUGAACCUAAGACCAAGGAUGCAUCCGCCUUUGUCGGAAUGUUAUUUUGGUAAUCUCAGCAGGCCAGCUAUAACCAUACCUUCAUUUGACAACGAUGAACAAGGUUAUGGGAUUGUGAAUCAAGUGAGAGAUGCAAUACGUAAUGUGGGAGGAGAUCAAUACGUAACUAAACUUCGCGAAGGUGAUAAGCAUUUGAACUUCAUCAAGGAGAGAGCUAAGCUGGUGAACAAAGGCGAGGUGGUUUCGUUUAGCUUUACUAGCUUGUGUAGGUUUCCAUCAUAUGAAGCUGAUUUUGGAUGGGGGAAGCCAGUAUGGAUUGGUUCGGCCAGCCUCACCUUUAAAAACCUUGUUGUUUUCUUGGAUACACAGUCUGGAGAUGGCAUAGAGGCGUGGAUUAAUAUGAAGUUGGAAGACAUGGCUAAACUUGAAGCUGACAAGGAGUUGCUUAAGUAUGUUUCCACAAGCACUGAUGCUAAAACUUAAUUUGCUCUCUAUGCUUCUCGAUAUGGAUGUCAAAUUGGAGCUUGAGCUCGAGAUUUCGUUGAUAUUGGAAUAGAGCACUAAUG